CGCCUGGACGCGCCUGUCAUCUGGAGGAAACUCCUCCCCGCAGACAGCGCGUCCUGUCGCCUUUCCAGCGCAAUGGUCUCCUGGAUCAUCUCUAGACUUGUGGUACUUGUGUUUGGUACACUAUAUCCCGCCUACUCAUCUUACAAAGCUGUGAAGUCGAAAGAUGUGAGAGAAUAUGUGAAAUGGAUGAUGUACUGGAUAAUAUUUGCCAUGUUCACCACUGUGGAGGUGUUUACAGAUAUGUUUCUUUGUUGGCUUCCUUUCUAUUAUGAGCUGAAGAUAGCCUUUGUGGUGUGGCUACUGUCCCCUUACACUAAAGGGUCCAGUGUGCUCUACAGGAAGUUUGUACAUCCCACGCUUUCCUCAAAAGAAAAGGAUAUUGAUGACUACAUCUGCCAAGCGAAGGACAAAAGCUAUGACACCCUGGUGCAUUUUGGGAGAAAAGGGCUGAACGUUGCGGCCACAGCUGCAGUCAUGGCUGCAACAAAGAGUCAAGGAGUCCUGUCUGACAGACUGAGGAGUUUCAGCAUGCAGGAUCUGUCUUCCUACCAGUCCGACCCCGACAACACCGACCCUGGCACCACACAGCCGGCACCGACACAGCACCGGAGCAGAUCUAUGACGCGCAGCAAGACAGAGAGCUACAGCAAGGGACAUGAAUUUGACAUGACUGAGUAUGAGGUGUUGGGGUUAGACCAAUUGGAGCCCAAGGAGUUGCCAUCCAAGUCCAUUACACCCUCUGAGUCCCAGACCGAGUCCACAACCCUCACUUCCACACUGACACCCCAGUCCACCCCGCCCUCCACACCCUCUCCACCUCCUACUCCUACUCCUCCAGCUCCGGAGCAGCCCGAGGAGGUAGAGAAGGGGGUGCAGGCGGCAUCGAGCUCUCAGCAGCUCAGGCUGGUUAAGAGGAAGGCUCCUGAGCCACCUCUUAGAGUCUUAAGGCCUCUCACAAGAUCCAGGAGUGCUCUUUCUUCGAACAAUGAAGCCAUGUGAAACUGUCCUCAAGACUACUCCAGCUGCCUUUGCUGCAAGAAGUAAAAAUACUGAAUGGCCAAAAGCUACAUGACUGAAGCAGCCUUGCUUUGGAAUAAGGUAUUACCAAAGUGACCUAUGAUGACCCCUCUAUACACAGUAUAUAGCUCGUGGCUCAUAAUUUAAAAAUUGAGGUUUGUGACACUGAUAUAGAACAAAUGAAUGAAUGGGCUCCAUGCUGAUAGAACAUUUUUAGUUAAUGGGUAAUUGAAUAUGUAUUUAUGUACAGUGUGUGUUUCAUCUUUCUGAUUUGAUUGUUUUUAUAUAUCAGGUUUGGGUAGGCAAUUGCAUGUGUGUCUUCCCAGUCAUUAGUCUGCUGUUAAUGAAACAGAAUGUACUGUCACUGAAUAGUACAGCUGGCAAUGAGAGUGACGCGGUCACUGAUUUGAGAAUGUGUUACGAGCCAAGGAUCAAAAGAAAAGGCACAGCUGUUUUCCACCCUUUUUCAGUCUGUUCUGGAGAAAACACCAGUGAGCAGCUGAAUUCUGCACUGACGAGCUAUGUUACUGAGAAAUUAUCCACAAAACACACCCUACCAUGUAGUAAUGAAAAGUCAGACAGCACUGGCAGAAAUAUUCUGUUAUUUACCUCUCUAUUAAAGCCUUAAUGAAAGAGAUAGCAGAGACAUAGAAAUAGAAACAAAUGUCUCUACACAUGGCGAUAAGUAUUUCAAACAGUAUGUUCUCAUAAAACAAUCAUUUUUGCACUAUGUUAUGAAUAAAAAUUACUGCCCUCAAUACUCUGAAAUGGCCAAAAAAAUGAACAAUAAUCAUGAAUAUUAUCACCAAUAAUAUAAUUAUUGUUUAUUUCUUCUGUGGUUGGGAUAUAACGACUUGUAUAACAAGUGAUAUCAUAUGUAUCACAGAUAAAGAGGUCUCAGUGGAGCCGACUGUUUUGACAAUCUACUGUUCACUUUCUCGGCACGUUUCUUCAUUUAUUUGACAAUUUAAAGCCAAUUAGGAAUGUGUCACGUUCAGCUGUAGCAGAAAUAGGAUAUAAUUUAAAUAUAUGUAAACAUGGGUUCCUUUUCCAUGUUUUAAAAUCACUGUGUAAUAUUCUGCUGUUAACUGAGCAACUCUAAAUCCAACGUUCUUACCUUCUUCUCGCUUCUUCUACUUUUUUUGGAAUUCAUGAGAGUGACUAUAUUGGUUUGCAGGUUUACAAACUCACAUUUAAGUUAAUACUGGGUGACGAUACAGUACACUUGUACGUGUAUAUGUAUGUUUUCAUCCUCAACUUUUCUUCACUGAGCCUGAGCCUCGGCAACAUUUUACACAAACUACUACUGUGUCAGUCGUUGAUGGUUGGACUUGCGCAUUAGAUUCAUCAUUUUCAUCAUUGUAUCUGUAUCAUUCACAGUGGUUUGAAGUUUGAAACAAAAGCUUCUCAGGUACAAAAGUUUCUGUUUACACGUCAUUCACUCUGAUGUUGUAGAUACACUCGUUAUGCACAUGAAAUGA
Molecule: messenger RNA, 2498 nt
Organism: Thunnus maccoyii (southern bluefin tuna)
Lineage: Eukaryota; Metazoa; Chordata; Actinopteri; Scombriformes; Scombridae
Gene: reep1
Product: receptor accessory protein 1
Exons: 8
Coding region: 73-999 (308 amino acids)
Biological process (GO): endoplasmic reticulum tubular network organization
Cellular component (GO): cytoplasmic microtubule; endoplasmic reticulum tubular network; endoplasmic reticulum membrane
Molecular function (GO): microtubule binding
Source: RefSeq, a predicted model, not a curated record